AGAAAAUGUCUUUAAAAAUAAGAGCAAAGUGAAGUACUACAGAUAAUCAAGGAUGGAAGUCCACAACCGGUACCAAACAGCCCUUAUUUUGUUGCUGUUUUACGUUCUGUGGCUGGGAAGAGGAGAUUCCGCCAUAACAGUGCAACAAGCUGAGCAUCUUAAAAGCAGAAUUGAAAGACUGAAAUCAAAGGUUGAUGCGGUCAACCUUAAAAUGGCCCAAACUGCUGGGACCUUGAACAACAUGGCGGAGACAGGGUUGCCGGAGAUGCCGGAGUUCAAUAUCGCUGAAGGGAAGACGGCUUUCCAAACCAGCACCCAGGGGUAUCAUACACCAGCUACAGGCCAGCAGUAUCCAGGGGACGCUCGUCUUGCUGUAGACGGGAACACCAAUGGCAUUCACUGGGAAAAUUCCUGUAUACAUACGAAGGGAGAGGCCAACCCUGCGUGGUGGGUGGAUCUUGGACAGUCGUAUAUGAUCAAAAGAGUGGAAAUCUACAACCGCAUGGACUGUUGUUCGGAACGGCUCAACCCCUUCAACAUCCACAUCGGGAGUUCCAGCACCGUCACCUCCAACCCCAAGUGUGGAGGUGAUCAUCAGAUUGACGUGAACCAGCCAUCCAUUUCCGUUUCCUGCCAGGGGAUGACGGGGCGGUACGUCGGCGUUCGUCUUCCCGGUUCCCGCACCCUGACCCUGUGCGAGGUCCAAGUCUUUUCCACUUCAGAUGUUGCUGUCCAGUCCGCUCCGAUUUCUUCAAAUACGCCGGCACCCGAGACAUGUGGACUAUCGACGUUUAUCCACGUUCCCCAGAGUGACUGUGCUGGCUCGCGCAUAGACAUAGCCGCGCACGGCGGCGUGACUCUCCAGUUCUGCGCAGACGCUUGCUGUGCAGACCCGACAUGCCUGUCGUUCCAACACAACGCCCAGUCAACUUGCUAUUUAAAAAACAAGCUCUGCUCAGCAGGGGAGAAAGGGUAUGCGGGAGGUGGUAACAUGUACGAUCGGCAAGAUGUUGCUGUCCAAUCCGCACCCGCACCGGCACCCACACCGGCACCCGGUGUCAAUGUCGCUCAAGGCAAAACGGCGUUCCAAACAAGCACAUCGGGGUACUGGAUACCAGUUACAGGCGAGGUGUUCAGCGGGGAAGCCCACCUUGCUGUGGACGGGAACACCAAUGGCGAUCACGGCGCAAAUUCCUGCACACACACCAACGGAGAGGGCAACGAUGCGUGGUGGGUGGAUCUUGGACGAUCGUACGUGAUUAACAGUGUUGUCAUAUUCAAUCGUAUGGACUGUUGUUCGGAACGGCUCAACCCCUUCAACAUCCACAUCGGGGAUUCCGACCAGGUCAUCGCAAACCCCAAGUGCGGAGGUGAUCAUCAGAUCGACCUCAGCCAACCGUCCAUUUCCGUUUCCUGUCAGGGGAUGACGGGAAGGUACGUCGGCGUUCGUCUGGUUGGUUCUUCUCGAGCAAUGUCAUUGUGCGAGGUCCAAGUCUUUUCCAAUUCAUAGGUAUACAAUAGGUAUAAAUGUUAUGAUAUUUGACUAUGGCCGUCGCCAAUGUGGCUAUGCUUAACAAACAUUUGUUGUGUGGAUUGAUUAGCUGAUUCUAAGAAGUGAAGAAGCAAGCGAGUUUCAUGUCUGUAUUGGUGUUCUUUAUUUGCUCUACGAAGAAGUCUUCAGUGCCUUGAAAGUUUUGUGUCAUUGACUGAUGUAUAAUGAUGACACGCAUUCCUUGUGAUGUAUCCUUCCUGCUUGUACAACUAUUCAAUCUAUUGUCACAGUGUUACUUACCACAUGGACAGGGUCUAUUCUAAUUCAUGAAAAAGUCGUAUACGUAGCAAACACGACUACCUUUGAAUUUUUUUUAUCACAUUUACCAAGCAUCUGGAAUUGCUAUUGCACCUGUAUGCAGCUCGUUCGCAUAUUUUGCUGUGAUUUCUGUGCUAUGUAUUUGAAAUUUGCAUGUGACUAAUGUGUGAAUAAUGUACUGCACUUUGAUGAAAAAUGCGAUCUUCGUCUGCUUUAAGAAUAAUGCUUAAAGAUCGGAUUUCGUGCAGAAACUGUAGUGGAUUUGAAAUAGGUACCCGUUGUAUGACUACAAGGUUCAAAAGAAAGUAAUAUCUGUGUCAUCGGUCUUGUUUCAGAAAAACGUGAUUACUGGAUAAUAAGUUUUUCCACCAAAGGUCGUUUAUCAUGGGCGUUUUUUGUAAUUUUACACUUGAUUAAUCCUUUUCAAUUGUAAUCACUCCAGUCGUCACCCAUAAAGUUUCCCACGGUAGUCAUAGUACAAUUGGUACAAAGUGAUUAUAGUUUAAUUUUCUACGUGUAUAUUGUCUGUUUCUUACAUGAUCUGAACAAAUGAACCCUAAGGCAUAAAGGAUGCUGGAGUGGCAUA
Messenger RNA from Branchiostoma floridae (Florida lancelet), 2396 nucleotides. RefSeq lists its product as uncharacterized. The transcript has 8 exons. The record is from RefSeq and is a predicted model, not a curated record. Lineage: Eukaryota; Metazoa; Chordata; Leptocardii; Amphioxiformes; Branchiostomatidae. Bases 53 to 1510 code for a protein of 485 amino acids.